AUGGCUGCUGGUGAUUUUACUCUCAUAUGUGAUCUUGAUGUCUUGAAGGACAGCUUCACUAUGAAGCUUCGUAUUAUCAGAUUAUGGACACUGGAAGAUUAUUAUAAAAAAGACGAAAUUUUCACCAUUCAACUUAUUCUAAUGGACGAACAGGGUAAGAAGAUCCAAGGUUAUGUCCCCAAUGCUUACAUUUACAAGUUUCGUAAAGUUCUAAAAGAAGGGAAAGCUUUUUUCAUAAAAAAUCCAAAUUUGGGAAAGAUGGAUGAAGGAAAAUUUCAAUUAACUGAUCAAAUGCAAAAGCUCACCUUCACUCGUGAGACUACUGUCGCUCCGUGUCUCGAGUUUUCUGGAUCAAUUAAUGGGUUUGCUUUUAUUGACCAUCAUCCCAUUAUCGUCGGCACUGUUCCACUAAAUAUUUCAUUGGAUGUUAUCGGUUUGGUGGUCGCAAUUGGUGAAAUUGAUGCUCGAAAUGAAGAUAGAAUUUUGAAUCAAGAUGGUCCCCAUGAAAACUCAUCCAGUACUUUCUCCUAUAUGAAAUCUAAUCGAAGUUCUGACAAGGAUGAUUUUGUGCUUAAUCAUGAGCUGAAAACAAUCGCUGAUAUUUUCGAACCAAUUGAGAUAAAAAAGUUCAUGAUUCCGGUAAGAGUUCAAGAUCAUACUGGAAGUAUGACUUUAACAAUGUUUGAACAAGAUGCGAAAAAGCUUCUAAAAAUUUCUGCAAAAGAUUUGGUUGCAAAAACAGCUAAGUUUCUGUUUCGAAAUACAAUGUGCAAAGGAACACCAAUCAAAAAUACUAUUUCCAGGAUUAGUGAUGAUGAGAUAUUGAUUGAGGAGUUGGAAAAAAAGUUUGUCGUUGCAGAGGGAGUUAAUUCACAAUCGUUUGAACAUGGUACCAUUGAUUGUGAAUCUCAAGAUAACAUAUUUAUAAAGGAUGCCAUAUCUCAGACUGAUGAUAAUGUGACACCAAUGAAUGUUUUCAAAUCGACAGCCACAAGCCCAAAAAAAAAUUAA
This is a messenger RNA of Lactuca sativa (garden lettuce), 1011 nucleotides long. RefSeq lists its product as uncharacterized. NCBI's taxonomy places the organism in Eukaryota, Viridiplantae, Streptophyta, Magnoliopsida, Asterales, Asteraceae. The record is from RefSeq and is a predicted model, not a curated record.